GACCAAAAAGGAAAAAUAAAGAAAAGGAAGGGACACAUUUGACAUUUCAGGACCAUGUUCUUUUCUUACAGAACCUCUCUGCCAGGAAGAAUCGCAGAGAGAGGGUCAGAGUGAGAAAUAGAGUGAGAAGCGGAGAGAGUGUUCACAAACCCUAAUUUCUAAGAGAUCGGCCAUGGCUUCCUCCAAGGAUCGUGACAACUUCGUCUACAUCGCCAAGCUCGCGGAGCAGGCCGAACGAUACGAAGAGAUGGUUGAUUCGAUGAAGAAGGUUGCGAAUCUAGACGUUGAACUGACUGUUGAGGAGCGAAAUUUGCUUUCUGUUGGAUACAAGAAUGUGAUUGGUGCUCGGAGGGCGUCAUGGAGGAUCCUGUCUUCCAUAGAGCAGAAGGAGGAGACAAAAGGGAAUGAAUUGAAUGCGAAGCGGAUUAAGGAGUAUAGGCAGAAGGUUGAAUUGGAGCUUUCGAACAUCUGUAAUGAUGUUAUGAGAGUGAUUGACGAACAUCUUAUUCCUUCGGCUGCAGCUGGUGAAUCCACUGUGUUCUACUAUAAGAUGAAAGGAGAUUACUAUCGUUAUCUUGCUGAAUUUAAGACCGGCAAUGAGAAGAAGGAAGCUGCUGAUCAGUCUAUGAAAGCAUAUGAGUCUGCUACUACCGCAGCCGAGUCUGAUUUACCACCCACACACCCCAUCCGAUUGGGUCUAGCUUUAAAUUUCUCAGUCUUCUAUUAUGAAAUCUUGAAUUCCCCAGAAAGAGCUUGUCAUCUUGCAAAGCAAGCUUUUGAUGAAGCUAUUUCUGAGCUGGACACCCUGAACGAGGAGUCAUACAAAGAUAGCACCUUAAUCAUGCAACUUCUCAGAGACAAUCUAACUUUGUGGACUUCUGACAUCCCUGAGGAUGGAGAAGAUGCUCAAAAAGUGAAUGGCACUGCCAAACUUGGUGGAGGUGAGGAUGCAGAGUGAAUUCGAUGGUUGAUGGGAACUUCCCGUAGGAUUUGAUGCAUGCAUUUGGAAUGAAACAUGAGGGCCGAUUACUUAUCUGUGUAUUAGUUAGAGAUAGGGUUUCAUUGUUUCCUCUUUGUUUCUUGUUGAUUGGCCAUACUUCCCGAUAGGGGAAAAAGAAACUCCAUUUGUGCUAUUUAUGCUAUGUUUUUGUUUGUGUGGUGUCUGGAAAUGGCCUAUUUCAUUCCUAAGCCUUUUCCUCCCUUCUCUGGGGGAUUUGAUUGAUGAGAAUUGAUUAUGGUGUAUUAUUUCCUUUUCCAAUGAAAUGCUACAACUCUUACUGCGAUUUUGGAGA
Messenger RNA from Vigna unguiculata (cowpea), 1292 nucleotides. RefSeq names its product general regulatory factor 9 (gene GRF9). The record is from RefSeq and is a predicted model, not a curated record. Lineage: Eukaryota; Viridiplantae; Streptophyta; Magnoliopsida; Fabales; Fabaceae.